UCUUUCUUUUCUCGCCACUCUUCAUUCUUAUUUAUUCAUAUUUAUUUGGCUCCUGCUCUCUUUCUCCCCUUCCCUCCCUCCCUCCCUCCCUCCGGAUUCCUGUUCUUUCCCCGGAGUGGCUUGUCGGGGGCUCCGCCGCUGGCUAGGCGUGAUGUUGCACGUGGAGAUGUUGACGCUGGUGUUUCUGGUGCUCUGGAUGUGUGUGUUCAGCCAGGACCCAGGCUCCAAGGCCGUCGCCGACCGCUACGCCGUCUACUGGAACAGCAGCAACCCCAGAUUCCAGAGAGGGGACUACCACAUUGACGUCUGUAUCAAUGACUACCUGGAUGUUUUCUGCCCUCACUAUGAGGACUCGGUCCCAGAAGACAAGACUGAGCGUUAUGUCCUAUACAUGGUGAACUUUGAUGGGUACAGUGCCUGCGACCAUACUUCCAAAGGGUUCAAGAGAUGGGAAUGUAACCGGCCCCACUCUCCAAACGGACCGCUCAAGUUCUCUGAGAAAUUCCAGCUCUUCACACCCUUUUCUCUGGGAUUUGAAUUCAGGCCCGGCCGGGAAUAUUUCUACAUCUCCUCUGCAAUCCCAGAUAAUGGCAGAAGGUCCUGUCUAAAGCUCAAAGUCUUUGUGAGACCAACAAAUAGCUGUAUGAAAACUAUAGGUGUUCAUGAUCGUGUUUUCGAUGUUAACGACAAAGUAGAAAAUUCAUUAGAACCAGCAGAUGACACCGUACAUGAGUCAGCCGAGCCAUCCCGCGGUGAGAACGCGGCACAAACACCAAGGAUACCCAGCCGCCUUUUGGCAAUCCUACUGUUCCUCCUGGCGAUGCUUUUGACGUUAUAGCACAGUCUCCUCCCGUCACCUGUCACAGAAAGCAUCAGGGUCUUGGAACACCAGAGAUCCACCUAACUGCUCAUCCUAAGAAGGGACUUGUUACUGGUUUUUUGGCAGAUGUCAGAUUUUUUGUUUUCUUUCUUUCAGCCUGAAUUCUAAGCAACAACUUGGGGCCAAGAGGGGCUAAAGUAGUUGCUGCUCCCCUGCCCUAUUCCCCCGCCCCCAGCCCUUGCCCUUGCCUUCUCUCAUCCCUUCCAAAUUAAAUGGACUCCAGAUGAAAAUGCCCAAUUGUCAUAGUGACACCAGUGGUCGUCAGCGCCUGUGCAUUCUCCUCUAAGAGCCCACCUCCGUUAGCAUACUGUGACAGCAGUCUAUGGACAAGGAAGAACGGUGGCAGAUGCAGCUAGUGAUGGCAAGGCCCAGCGGGGUUUUCCUCUCCCAUACAAUAUUUAUGCCUUCUCAUUCAGGACUGUAAGAUGAUCGUGUAGGGCAUCAUGUCACCAUGUCAAGUCCAGAGGGGAGGUAGUAAGGAUAGAUAUAAUAUUACACCCUUUCCUCUAGGAGUACAUAAAUCAACAGGCUUCCAAAAGGUUGAGACACUGGUUUUUUUUGUUUGUUUUUUGGGGUUUUUUUUGUUUGUUUUUUGGGGUUUUUUUUGUUUUUUUUUUGCUUUUGUUUUUUUGGAGUUAUUUUUUACGAUGACUGUCUUAAAGCACUCUUGACAGCAAAACUUGUGCUCCAUGAAAGAAGCCUUUUUUUCUAGAAAGCAGGUCGGGUGCAGGAAUGCUAGCUAGCACAGAGCAAGGCUGAAAACAGAGAAAACUAGGUUUGGUGGGGGUGUGUACGUGUGAGUGCCUCUAAUUUUUUUGGUGACUGGGCAAUGCACACCAGAUUUUUUUUUCCCCUUGGAAUACAGAUCACCAUGGUGCUACAAUAAUUUUUUUUUUAAAAGAAACUCAAAGAGGCAUUUUUAUGAAUAAAGUGACCUUCCCCAAGGCUGACAAGCCAGGGUUGAUGAGUGUAUAAUGGAAUAGCUCUGGAUGCUCCUCUGGGGGACAAUAUGUACCAAGGAAAGGAGGUCAGUGGCCAGAGGAGAUGUGAUUUGGCUUUGCUGGAGCGCCAGUGUGCUGUGGCCUUUCCCCGACUCCCACCCUAGUACCCACGUUUUGCUCCACACUCCACAACUACAGGGGCUCGGACACACACCCCUGUCACCAGGAGAGUCAGUCAGCACUACUUGGGAGGGCUAAAGGGAAAUUUGGAAUAAAAAUUCCAAAGUUUGGAAUAAAAAAUUCAAGUGUUGAUUUUAUAUUCUUUCCCUUUCUGACACAGCCUGAAGCGUAGGGGGAACAUGUGUUUAUCUGUGGGAGAUAAACAAGAUGGAGUCCCAAAGACUUUAACAAAAUAUUUUUUUAAAAAUCCGCUAGAAUAGAAAAUACAUUAUUUAGAUAUACUUUAUGCUGAGAGUGAGUAUAUAUGCUUGUCCUAUUUAAACUUGUGAGAAAAAAAGUGGUAUCCCUUGAUACAUUUAGAAAUAUAGGGGGCUAUCUUGUUUCAUUGUGGGGGUGGGGCAGAAGGAGAAUAAACGCAAGACGACCCUGUUUGAGGAACCUUAGCAUGGCCAACAAGGGCCAUUUCCAGUUGAUUACCAGGAAAUACAAGCCUUGGGGGUUACUACUGGGGAGGCUGUCACCUACUUUGAACUCCAAAAGCCUAGACAGGGAAAAGUAUCAGACCAAUGGAAAAGAAAUCUAGCCUUUUUAUAUUGCACGACGUGUCAGUAGGAACCAUGCCUUUCCAGAACAGAGCAAAAAAUAAAUGCAAUGAUCAUGUAACAUGUGGAAAAUUGGAAGCAUUCCAGCAAAAUAAGGCUUUUUAAAAAUAGGUAUAUUUGUUUUUUUAAAAUGUCUAUAUGAAAAAAAGAGAGGGGUCAUAUUAUGGACAGACUUCAUGAAUGGGAAUUUGCUACGAAUUGUGAGUAGUUCUGAAUUAGAAAAAUGUGUGAAUGAAAGGCAGCUGUAAAGGCACUUGCACCCUGGAGAGUUGUACACAUGUUGGCAUGUAAUCUGGGCUUACCUGAUCCACUUGGAGUGGACGUUACUGCUGGGUCUCUUUGCACUUGGAGCCCCGGGGGUGGGGUUGCCAGCCUCACAGACACAACCAGCGCUGCUUCCGCAGACGUCAGGAACUCCUCUGGAGUGACCAAGUCUUGUCACAGAAGGCAGCCACCAUUUCACUGGAACAGAAGUUCACAGCAUUGGGUUCUUUUUUCCUUUAACUCUUUAUGUGCUCAGUACUCUCAGUAAUAUCCAGUAAUACCUCUUUUUAUUAAUAGUUACAGGCUUGUUGGCCCAGUGGGAUUUGAGUGGGGGUGGGGGGAGGACACCUGCUAAAAUGGAUCAAUAGUCAGAACCAAAAUAAUACUGCAUGUUCUAUAACCACGAGGAAAUCAAAUGAUCCUGUAAAGAUUCCCGUUAGUCAUAACUACAUUAGCAGUGCUAAUUUCAUUUUAGAAAUGGUGACUUCUGUGGUUUUGCUAGCAUUCGUCUCUAACAAAUGAUAAAAUAAUUACUCAUGGCCCUCUCUGCCACUGUCUUUCAUUUUUCACAGUGAAAUUAGACCCCUUUACUUCAUUAUGCCACUACAAAUUAAGUUUGGGGGAAAAAAAAAAAGGCAAGACUAUCCACACCAGUAGACAGUGUGCUUCUCUACCGUUAAGUGAUGGAAUUGUAGGUAAUGCUUGCCACGGAGUUUCCAAGACAAUGAUUGGUAUCAGAGAGUUUUCAUCUUGUCCAGAAAGUGCUGGUGGCCUUUUAUGGUGGUGUUACAACCCUCCAGGGGCUUAGGAGGAUGUCGAUGCAAUUUUGUAGCAGCUUUUAAUUAAAAAAAGAAAACUCAAAAGUCUGAAGGGCAGCCUUAGCUGCCUCUCAGCCCCAGUAAGUCAAACCCCAGCGACCUUUGCCCCUGGUUGCCAAGGGCUUUGCAACAUGAAGCAGGGAAAUAAGGAUCUGUCUGUUUAGUGGAUACCGUGUAUCCUUUAAUAGACCAGGUAACAGUUCGUGUUAGUUUAGACUAUUGUUUUGUACUGUACUUUCUUGGGUGGCAGAGGAAAGAAAAGUAAAACGUUAAAAAGAAAAAAAAAAUGCGUUCUUUAAAUUCUGUAUUAUUAGCGACCUCUGUUGUAUAUAGUGUUUGAUAAUAAAGUAUUAAUUUGAUUCUUAUGUCUUUUGUAAGUGAGAACAAUAGUCUUUCAGGAUACAAAACAUGCAUUGAGGCUUUGAAACAUCCACUGUAUACGUAGCUGAGAAGAGUCACAAAUGGCUAAGACACUGCUUCAUACAGGACUCACGUGUGGUCAUCGCCCUCCCAGUCUUAAGACUCCACCAUCUUGGGACCUGGAACAACAUGACUUUUUUGAUCCAUAUUUUAUCCUCAAUGUUUUCAAGGUCUGAUGUUGGAGCCCUGUGGUGUUUUUUCUCCCCCCGGGCAUGUUGGUUUAAAAAGGUUUAGGGAAUUUGAUAACAGAGUUCUGUACUUCGGUUUGGUUUUUCUGUUUGUGGUGGUUUUCAUAGACAGUUUCAUUUUUUCCUCAGGAAGGGUUGCCAGUAUCACACGCGGCCCAAGCAUGGGAAAGGUUUCAAGCCAGUCCAUUUAGGAAGGUUAAAUGGGGGCUGUUUCCCUCUGCCAUUGUGAAAGGAAGAGUCGUACAGUACCUGUGGAUUUUCAGGGACUUUGUUUUUCUCUGGUGCCUUAGUAACGGCAGCAGCCAUUUUUAGUAGUUUACCCAAAAUUAAUUAAACCAUUUAAACUCCCCUCCAUUCAUUGCUCUCAGAGCUGUGGUCAGUCGUUUUUCUUUUGAAAACCACCUCCACCAACACCCCCGUUUGCCUACCACCACCCCCCUUUGAUUUCUUACGUUUAUUUUAUUUUUUUGUCUUGCCUUCCUCCCACGUUUUAUUUUCCUUCAGAACCGUGAAUGGGCAGGUCUGUCUCUGGUUUGGCAUCACUGAGUUCUUCCCAUGCAUUUGCCCAAGAGCUGCUCGGAUGUGAGACAAAUCUCCCUACGAUGGGCUUGCUCCCAUUGUCUGUACAGUUUAAUAGAUGCUGGCAUGUUGGAGGUUACCCAUAAGUCAAAAUCCGCUUUCCAUGCUUACUCUUGACACCCCAUUGAAGCCACUCAUUGUGUGUGCGUCUGGGUGUGAAGUCCAGCUCCCUGUGGUCCUGUGCUUGUACUGCCCUGCUUUGCAGUUCCUUUGCACUUACUCAUCGAGUGCUGUUUUGAAAUGCUGACUUAUAUAAACGUAAAAAAAAAAAAAAUGUAAAAAAAAAAGAACCCACACACAAACCAACCCAUACAAUCUGUAUUUGUAUAUACACGUGUCCGUACAAGUAUACCUAAAUAAAAAUUAAAGAUUUUCAUCAUUUUAA
Zalophus californianus (California sea lion) is the source of this 5257-nucleotide messenger RNA. It is a transcript of the gene EFNA5, whose product is annotated as ephrin A5. The coding region runs from base 152 to 838 and encodes 228 amino acids. The record is from RefSeq and is a predicted model, not a curated record. Gene Ontology annotation, biological process: regulation of cell-cell adhesion; regulation of actin cytoskeleton organization; axon guidance. Gene Ontology annotation, cellular component: plasma membrane; external side of plasma membrane. NCBI's taxonomy places the organism in Eukaryota, Metazoa, Chordata, Mammalia, Carnivora, Otariidae. The transcript has 5 exons. Gene Ontology annotation, molecular function: ephrin receptor binding.